Messenger RNA from Schizosaccharomyces cryophilus OY26, 3552 nucleotides. Its product is annotated as wybutosine biosynthesis protein Tyw3. NCBI's taxonomy places the organism in Eukaryota, Fungi, Ascomycota, Schizosaccharomycetes, Schizosaccharomycetales, Schizosaccharomycetaceae. The record is from RefSeq and is a predicted model, not a curated record. The transcript has a single exon. The coding region runs from base 2708 to 3394 and encodes 228 amino acids.
UGAACAAGUCCUUAGGAAAUGAUUUUCUCUCUUUUCUUUUUUUUCCUGCAUCCGACUAACGGUUGCUGCUCCCAUACAUGUCUUCGUAGUUUGUAUUGAGCCAUUGACUAUGGAAUCUGUGAAAUUUGAACCCAUUAUUAUUUAUUUAUUUAUUUAGUAGUUUUCCUACAUCCAAGAAUGAUUACUAGCAUGAUCCAUCUAAGCGUUACGCUUUCUAUAUUUGGAAGAUUGGAUGGUAGCAAGGAAUCCAUGGAAAGGAUACUUUAGAGUGGAAAGGCAUUUCAAAGAAAAGCAAAUGUUUAUGAAAACUUUAAAGCAAUAACUUCCAUUGAGCCAACCGAGGAAUAGAGCAGCCCACAUUACGAACAAGACAAUAACCUUGGGGUUUUCCACCCAGCGUCACGGAUUUUAUACUAGCAAUGCCUGAAGGCCUUCCAGCAGUCAGAUUAAAAUUAGCAGUUGUCACAAAUCCAGAUAAGGCAUCAGCCUUCGGACAAGGAGGAUAUUCAGCAGCUUCUGCUGUAAUUUUUUUGUCAUAAAUCAGUUUCUUCCAACCAUCAAUUUGAUCCUGGUCGAUACUAUAGAUGCGAGCCCGAUCGUGUAAAGCACCUCUUUGUACCAUUCGAAUUUCAACUCUUGAAAACGUCUGAGCAGUUCGGUCCAUGACAUCGGAAUGUGCGUCAUCAGAGAAGUAUUCCCAAUAACAACAAAAUGGGUCACCAAUUUCAGAGAAAUUCUUGCCAAAAUUUUCAUAGUUAACUCGUUUCGCCGGUGGUCGUCUUCUCCAGUGUUCCUCGUUUCGCUGCUUUCGUUGAAUUUCAUAUGCCUGUCCGCUCUUUGUAUCAGGAAAAUCAGCAGGAAAAAAAGGCAUCUUUUUUUCGAAAGCAAUUUGAUGCAAAUUUUUUAGCCCUCCAAAUCGUACACCUUUCCGAUACAUCAACUUCUGCCAGAAAAACUUUGCUGCUCCCCAAGGCAAUAUGACAGUUAACCCAUUCCAUUUCGGUCGAUGAGUAAUGUAAAUAGGCACUAAUUCGUUUUGAACAUUCAACGUCAAGUGCCUUUUCUGUUGAACAUAAUUAAAAAUAUCAAAAGAUGGUAUUUCAUGUUUAUCCCAUAAACCAAUUUUGCUAUCUAAUACUUCAUCGUUUCUGAUUUCUUUACCACUUUCAUUCAUUCUUUUUUCUUCUUGUCUCAAUUUAGAUUCAUUAUUUACCAAUGAUGCAUCAAACCCAAUGGAUGCGCCAAAUGGAAGAGAAGUAGUAGGUAACGUGGAAAUUGACUUCCAUGUUCCUUUUUCUGAAGACUGAAUGUCUGGGAAAAUGUCAUGAAGAACUAAGUUAGCGUCAGGACCCAAGACGUCGAAUGAAGCCAAUUCCAAUCUCCAAUCAUGCAUAGCAAUUUGAUCAUCUAAAACGGCAAUGCUUGAUAAAUGAUUCCACGCAUCUAAAAAAGCAGAAGCAUGCAGUCGGAUAACUAAUUGUACUACAUUUUCAGAAUUACGAACCGGAAUUUUUGUUUUGCAUGCCUCGUUAGGAUUGUGCCAUUGUAAUAAACAAGGACAUAAGAGCUCUUUCGUUUGAGAAUUUCUGACAUAACUGGUGAAUGAACGAUAAGACCGGGUGUAUGCAGCGGGGAGUCCUGUGGUAAAACAUUCUCCGAACGUUUCUAGGAGAACCUUUAAAGGCCCACUAAUGGAAACUAAUGGUUGAUAAGACAUAUCAAAUGCAAUGGCAUUCAAACAGAAAGCAGCUCUAUGAGUAGGCCGGUAAGACUUUUCAGUUGGACUUUCUGGAAUUGCAUAACCCCAUGCAUUAAUCAUGUGAGCACGUUUUGAAGUCCAAAGGUGAGUUGGUAACCAAACUUUUCGUAAUUGCCGUCCGGCAAACUUCCCGCUUACUAACUUUACUGCAGCUAAGGAUGGAAUCCUAGAAUCCUCAGUUGAGUGUUCUGUUUGUAAUUGCCCAGAGUUUGUAAUUUGAGAACGUAGACCUUGACGUGCUAAUUUUCUGUGGAGUCGUUUUAUGAAUCUUUUUAGGCGUUGCUUGGAAGGAAUAAUUGGUGUUGUAGCAGAAGAACUCAGCUGCAUUUCAUAAUACGCACGGUCCCGUAGAGCCUUGGGAAUCCGUCGAAUAUUAUGAGAAGCCGCACGUCUUCUAAGACAGCGUGGAAGCGCUUGAAAUGCACGUUGAGCACUCGAGUGCUUCGACCGUUGCAUAGCAUCUUGUAAUGCAGAAAUUUCAAAAGAUCUGGAUUCGACAAAGCGUUUAAUGUCCACAGCACCGUUCUUUAAUGCUGGAGAUUCUACCUGAAUAUGUCUAGCAUCGGCAAAUUUCGAUCUCUUCACAUUUGUAUCUUUCGAUUGUAUUUUUUGACCCGACCGUUUCAUUUUCGUAUAGAUGCUCUAAAAAUAAAAACGAAGGAAAAUGUACAGUCGUAAAUGAAGUAGGGAAUGCAAACAAAGAUCUAACCUCAGACCAUAAGGUUUCUUACUGAUAGAUGGGUUUUACCAAGAAAAUAAAACUAAAGAAUACCUGAAUCUCUGUUUAUUUUUGUUUUAAUUCCAAAAUAAUAGCAAAAAUCCUGAACUUUGAAAAUAAAUAUUCAAUCCUGGAACAAAACGUAUUGUACACUAAGGGAAAGCCAAGGCCAAAAAUUUCACCACAAGCAAAACCAAUUUCAUGUUGGUUUUGCAAUACUUUUAACGUUAAUGAAUUACAAUAGUGAAUUAGAAACAUUUGAUAUUCAAAAAGAAGAAAUUUUGAAAGGACUGGCUUCUUCUUUGCCGGAUGCUUCUCCUAAAGGAAAUCCAGAUAGCCCUAUUUUUCCUUUACUAGAUGUAAUAAACUCACACCCAGACUGGGUAACCUCAAGUUCAUGUUCUGGAAGAAUUUCUAUCUAUGUACAAGGAUUAACCUCUAGGAAGGGAGGUGGUUACUGGCUUUUUGUAUCUCACGAACCAUGCACAGAUUUACCUGCUCCCCUUAAUACGGAAUCUGUAGAGUAUGGAAAAUUGCCUGAGUCACCAUCAGAAGGAUCCAGAGAGAUUCAAUUUUCUUUUGAGCCGAUGAUAUUACAUGUCCAAACUCGAUCCCUGGAGACAGCUCAGCACUUACAACGAGUAGCAAUGAGCUGUGGAUUUCGAGAAACAGGGAUUCAGGGAAGCACCAACAAAUAUAUCGUAGCAAUCAGGACGAGCCUAAAGAUUGACGUUCCAAUUGGAGUUGUAGAUGCUUCAGAAAGGAUUCAGCUAUUUGUAACAAAGGAGUAUAUGACAUGGCUUAUAAAAAGGACAUUAGAGUAUUUCGCUGAAAAUCAAAGGCGAAUGGAUAGGAUCAAGGACCAAUUGGAAACACAGGUUGCAAAGCGACUGAAACCAAGACGAAAACUGAAGUGAGACAAAAAUGUAGAAAAAACUCUUAAUUUGUGAAAGCGCAGCUUCAGUGUUCAGUGAGACAACAGGUUGGCUGUGCACAGAAAAACCAUAUGUUUAAGGGGAGCAGCGGCUGGAAAAUAGUAAUACUAUCAAUAAAAGGAGUAUUUACUGGUACUAGA